Molecule: messenger RNA, 615 nt
Organism: Mesocricetus auratus (golden hamster)
Lineage: Eukaryota; Metazoa; Chordata; Mammalia; Rodentia; Cricetidae
Product: resistin-like gamma
Exons: 4
Coding region: 137-469 (110 amino acids)
Cellular component (GO): extracellular region
Molecular function (GO): hormone activity
Source: RefSeq, a predicted model, not a curated record
CUUUCAAGUCACUGGGAUGUGCUUGUAUAUAUUAAGGGUGGCCAGUCAGCAAUCCACAGUGUGCUAAAGCAUCUCAGCUGGUCAGGGCCUGGAACUACUUCUGAGCUUCUGCCCUAGGAUACUGACUGUCAACAGGAUGAAGACAACGAUUUGCUCUCUUCUCAUCAUCAUCUCCUUUCUUCACUUGAUGGUCCCAGUGAAUACCGAGGAGACCAUAGACUCUUUUGCCAAGAAGCUCAAGGAUCUCCUCAGCUAUCAAAAUGACUGUCCCUCUCCUGUGACUAAAACUCUCUCCUGCACUAGUGUCAAGGCUAUGGGCACCCUAGCCUCCUGUCCUACUGGGAUGACCGCUACUGGUUGUUCUUGUGGUUUUGCUUGUGGAUCUUGGAAUGUCCAGAAUGAAAACGUUUGCCACUGCCUGUGCCCAGUCAUAGACUGGACUGUUGCCCGUUGCUGCAAACUGGCCUGAAAAUGAGGACCUGAAAAUCCAGUUUUGAAAUGAUGACUAUAAAGAAAUUGUCAUCCCGUCCGGAAAAUCUGAUUCAUUGUCCCUGUGGUGAACUCAUAUUACACAGUAACUCUGUUUUUUAAGCAAUAAAGACAGAUUUGCACUCA